GAUCGGGGACAGAAGUGAAAGAUUGAACUGAAAAGAAAGGGGAUAUUUCUCUUUUAUUUUUGAAAAAUUCCGCGGUGUUAGAAGGACGGAGCAAGGCGAGCGAGAGAGGGCAAGGAGAUAAGAAAAAAAAACUACACGUGGAUGUAGAGUCAAGAUCCUCAAGGAUUUCUGCGCGAAAUGUUGGAAUGGAAAUAUCAGACUUUCGCUCAGGAAGAGACUAGGGAUUCGCCAGCUGGUUUUCUUGUCACUUUUGGGGGAUUAUUCCUGUUGUUGUUGUUGAACCGAACGAUCCGCGACUGGUUUCCAGCGCCAUGGCUUCAGUCUCUCAUCCUCCCCGGAGCGAUGGAGCUCAGCCCCCGAGGUACAGUCACCAAAGCCCGGCCGCUUGCUCGGAUCUGCUGCGGAGACCCAGCUACUGCCACGCUGCUUUUGCAUUGAAACAGAUCUCCAAGGGAAAGGCAGAGGGGCGGCGGGCUCCACUCUGGCUCCGAGCCCACUUCCAGGCACUGCUCUUCAGGUUGGGCUGCAGCAUCCAGAGGCACUGUGGCAAGUUCCUGUUCAUUGGGCUUUUGGUUUUUGGAGCUUUUGCUGUUGGCCUGAGGGUUGCUAGCAUUGAGACCGACAUUGAACAGCUUUGGGUGGAAGUGGGAAGCAGAGUGAGUCAAGAGCUAAUGUACACACGGGAGAAACUGGGCGAGGAGACGAUCUUCACUACACAGAUGUUAAUUCAAACCUCAAAGAAGGAAGGGGAGAAUAUCCUUACUCAGGAGGCGUUGCUUCAGCACCUGCUUGCUGCACUGGCAGCCAGCAAAGUGCAGGUCUCGCUCUAUGGAAAAUCCUGGGAUUUAAACAAAAUCUGUUACAAAUCUGGAGUGCCUAUCAUUGAGAAUGGCAUGAUUGAGCGAAUGAUUGAGAAGCUUUUCCCCUGUGUUAUCCUAACUCCGCUGGACUGUUUCUGGGAUGGUGCCAGGCUUCAAGGAGGUUCUGCUUACCUACCAGGGAAACCAGAUAUUCAGUGGAUGAACCUUGAUCCUGUGCAGCUUCUAGAUGAACUGGGACAAUUUACGUCUUUGGAUGGAUUCAGGGAGAUGCUUGACAAGGCUCAAGUAGGACAUGCUUACGUGGAUAGACCUUGCUUACAACCAGUUGACACGGAAUGUCCUAUGACUGCCCGAAACAAAAAAUCACUGGAGGCUCCUAAUAUUCCUAUAGAAUUAACUGGAGGCUGCCAUGGAUUCUCAAAGAAGUUUAUGCAUUGGCAAGAGGAGCUGAUUUUGGGUGGUAUGAAGAAGGAUGCCCAGAAUGUAUUAUUGAGUGCUGAAGCUCUCCAGACCAUGUAUCUACUGAUGAGCCCCAAGCAACUUUAUGAACAUUUCAAGGAUGAUUAUGAGAUCCAUGAUAUCAACUGGAACCAGGAAAAGGCAACAGCUAUUCUGGAAAGCUGGCAGCGGAAGUUCGUAGAGGUAGUGCAUCAGGUGGUGCCUCAGAAUUCCUCUCAAAAUAUCCACGCCUUUUCUACCACCACCCUUAAUGACAUCAUGAAGUCUUUUUCAGAUGUCAGUGGCAUUCGAAUUGCUGGAGGAUACUUGCUAAUGUUGGCAUAUGCUUGUGUGACCAUGCUGAGGUGGGACUGCUCGAAAUCCCAAGGGGCUGUGGGACUAGCUGGAGUCCUUUUGGUGGCAUUGUCAGUUGCUUCAGGACUUGGGCUGUGUUCACUCCUGGGCAUAUCCUUCAAUGCUGCAACCACCCAGGUAUUACCAUUUCUGGCUCUGGGUAUUGGCGUCGAUGACAUGUUUCUCCUGGCUCACGCAUUCACUGAGACUGGUCAAAAUAAGAACAUUCCUUUCAAGGACAGGACAGGAGAAUGCUUGAGACGGACAGGGACCAGUGUUGCCCUCACGUCUAUUAAUAACAUAAUUGCUUUCUUCAUGGCUGCUCUGAUUCCCAUUCCUGCACUUCGUGCUUUUUCCUUACAGGCUGCGAUUGUGGUGGUGUUUAAUUUUGCCAUGGUGCUCCUCAUCUUUCCUGCCAUUUUAAGCCUGGAUCUUCAUCGGCGGGAAGACAAAAGGCUGGAUAUCUUUUGCUGCUUUUCUAGUCUCUGCUCAACACGAGUGAUUCAGGUCCGGCCACAAGAGUUUGCAGAUGCAAAUGAUAACCAUAACUUCCAUCCUUCUCCAUAUGGUGGGCCAACAUUUACCCACAGUACACAGAUCACCACCACAGUGCAGGCCUUCACCCAGUGUGAUCCCACUGGACAGCACAUUGUCACCAUAAUUUCUCCAACUUCACGCAUCUCUUCAACUCCUUCUAUCAUCGUGUCCCCAGCAGACCAGGUUGGCUCACAGGGGAUGGAACCCACCAGUUCAACCAGGGACUUGCUGGCCCAGAUGGAUGAGGCAAAAGCCAGCAGGCACUGUGUUCAGAUGCCCUUUGUCAAGUGGAAUCUAGCAGACUUUGCACGGGACAAGUACGCUCCACUUCUUCUCAAGACAGAAUCAAAGGUUGUUGUGCUAGUCCUCUUCAUGUCCUUGCUUGGGAUGAGUCUUUAUGGAACUACAAUGGUUCAUGAUGGGCUAUACCUCACAGACAUUGUUCCUCGUGAAACCAAGGAGUACGAUUUCAUUGCAGCCCAGUUCAAGUAUUUCUCCUUCUAUAACAUGUACAUCGUCUCUAUGGGAGGAUUUGACUAUCCCACAUCCCAGAAGUUGCUGUACGACCUCCACAAGAGUUUCAACAAUGUCAAAUACAUUGUUCGUGAAGAGAAUAAGGAGUUGCCCAAAAUGUGGUUGCAUUACAUUCAAGACUGGCUAAGAGGGUUGCAGGCUGCGUUUGACGAAGACUGGCAGACAGGCAAAAUCACCAGGGAGAGUUACCGCAAUGGCUCUGAAGAUGGAGUCCUCGCUUAUAAAUUACUCAUACAAACUGGAAACAAAAAAGAGCCCUUCAACUAUAACCAGUUGACUUCAAGGAAGUUGGUGGAUGAGAAUGGAAUCAUCAACCCUGAUACCUUUUACAUCUAUCUGACGGUGUGGGUCAGUAACGAUCCAUUGGGUUACGCUGCAUCUCAAGCGAACUUCAAUCCCCACCCACCUGAAUGGAUUCACGACAGAUAUGACACAACUGGAGAGAACUUGAGAAUUCCUGCUGCUGAGCUGAUCGAGUUUGCCCAGUUCCCUUUCUACUUGACUGGCCUGCAGCAAACUUCAGAUUUCAUCGAAGCCAUCGAGAGCGUCAGAGCAAUAUGUGAAGAAUUCACGAAGAAAGGGUUGCUCACCUAUCCCAAUGGUUACCCUUUCCUGUUCUGGGAGCAGUACAUUGGCCUAAGGCAUUGGUUUCUACUCUCUGUCAGCAUUGUGUUGGCCUGCACAUUUCUGGUGUGUGCACUUCUGCUGCUCAAUCCUUGGACAGCCGGCAUCAUUGUAUUUGUUCUGGCCAUGAUGACAGUGGAACUCUUUGGAAUUAUGGGGCUCAUGGGCAUCAAACUGAGUGCAAUUCCUGUAGUGAUCCUGAUCGCAUCUGUUGGAAUUGGAGUGGAAUUCACUGUCCAUGUAGCUCUGGGUUUCCUGACUGCCAUUGGAAAUAGGAAUUUACGUUCUGCUAUGGCAUUGGAACACAUGUUUGCACCAGUAAUAGACGGCGCAAUCUCCACUCUACUCGGAGUCCUGAUGUUGGCUGGUUCUGAGUUUGACUUCAUCAUUAGGUACUUCUUUGCUGUUUUGACCAUAUUAACAGUUUUGGGUAUCCUUAAUGGUCUGGUUCUACUUCCUGUUUUGCUGUCAGUUGUUGGACCCCCUGCUGAGGUUACUCCAGCAGAUCGAGGCAGUCGAUUGCCAACUCCGUCACCCGAGCCAAUUCCACCACCUAUGAAUCAUCAUGGCUUCUAUGUCCGUACAUUUCCACGUCAGCAAAGUACGUUUUCUGAAUCCUCGGAUUCAGAAUAUUACUCCGAGACCACAGUGUCGGGGAUCAGCGAGGAGGACCUGCCGCACUUUGACCAGAGUGCAUACAUCAUCCCACCAACCCACUCACGGAUACUGGUGGAGUCAGGAAACAACCCUAACUUUCCACGAGUCACAAUUGUGAAACCAUACAAAGAGCUUAAUGAUUCCUCUUCAAGGAAGAAUCACAUAAACUCAAAAGAGCAACCUCAGCCAACUGUGGAUUCUGUUAGUUCUCAACUAGCCUGGCAAGAACCUAAAGACUCACAACAAACAACAGGAGAAGGGAGACAAGUCUCUGACAGCGGUCUGCACAACAGGAGUGCUGUUCAACCUAUUCAACCUGUCAAUUCCUCUAGGAGUCAACACAGGUCUCGGAACAACAGGACUCACCAUCCGAGGACUACACUUCCAGCAUACUCAACCAGUGUGCCUGGGCCAAGUAACCCUUUCACUACGGUGACUGCCACAGCAUCAGUGACACUAGCUGUGCACCCGAGUGUACCACAGACAUUUAAAGGGUACACACAUGAAGGGUUCGAGGACAGUGAGCCAGAAUGCUUCGAGGAACCGCACAUAACCUCCUCAUAUGUGAAUCAUCAGAAAACGACAGACUCCAAAGUGGAGAUUUUUGAACUACAGGAUGUUGAAUGUGAAGUAAGGAGCAGAGAAGCCCCAAGUAGGCAUUAGGUCGCCCCACAUGAAAGUGGCAACCAAAGAAUGCUAACAUUCCCUCCACAUCCCGAUGUCCUUCAGCUCAAGAAACGUGUAAAACUGCCUAUGUACAUAAACUUCAUGACAGAGACAGUAAAUUUAUAUUAAAAUAUUAAGUUGCCGUUUAAAUAUAUUUUAAUACUAAAAAACAAAACAAACCUAUUUAAUGAUGUACUGUAUACUUCUGUAUGAUAUACUGUGUAAAGCACCAGAAAAUUCAGAGGCAGAGUUCUAAUGAAUGGUAAGAUAUGUAGUCUGUGUACAAUGAAGAGAGUUUUUGUAUCUUUGGGUUCCAAUAAGUGAUAAUUGCUUGAUUAUUUUGCUGCUACUCUUUUUAAAACUUAGAAGAUUAUAUAGAUUAAAAUUCCGCCACCACACCACUCCUGCUACCCCCCACCACCAUUCCAUCAGGACUUUCUUUCUAUGCAAGUACCUAGUUACCAUGAAAGAUGUUUUACCAGUUUUGACAAAUUAGUAUGGUUACCGAAGCAAUUUGCUUUCCUCAUAGGCCUGUGUAUAGGGAUGUUCAGAUUGUAUUAUAACGUUGUUAAAAAUUAGCUUAAUGACCUAAACUGAAUUCUAAUUCUUUUUAAACUUCGACAUUUUUUCAAACACAAGUUCAAGAGUUUAUAAAGACAGCUACCUGCCAUAGUAUAAAAUUAUUUUUCACCCUUUCCCCUCCAACAAUGAUAUCGUGAGCAAUCUAGGCAAGUUACUGUAAUUACACUGUGACUUAGCCUGUGGGCCAGACUAUUAAGAGCUUGCAAAGCAACAUGAAGUUAAAGUCAGACAUUGUGAUGAGGAUUAUAGAAUGCAAUUUCAAACAGAUGAACUGCCAUAGGUUAGUGGUCAUUUAGAGCAAUUAUAGCAUGCCUUCUGAACAUUGAAUAUCAGACACAGUAGUUGAGUCCUUUAGACUGGAAAAGUCCCAGCCUCAACCCUGGUCUGUGCUGAGUUAGUUGGUACUGGCCGAGGCCUUGAUGGGAGUGGUCAAAUUAAUCUCAGUGUUGUUGAAUUAUGGAGAAGAGAAUACAAAGAUUUAUUUUCCCUUGUCAGAGUGUUGAUUCCUUGCUAAGGUACUCUUCUGUGGAUGCCCUUAAAUACCCUAUCCAUAUGGUUGUUCUUCAAUGAGUGAAAUGUGACAGUUGAGUGAUAGUAAGCUGUUAGACAUGAUGACCGCAGUUACGAUAGAUUUUGUCUUCAUCCAAUGUUCAGUCCUCAAGAGCUUGCUGAAAAGCUAUGAGUCAGAAAUCCGUGAGGACUUUGUGACUGAACUAUAAGAAAAACUGAAUGAUGGCCUAAUGGAGACUUUUAAAUCAUUUAGGGUAGAAAUAGUAAAGAUUUUUCCACUUGUGGGGAAGUCUGAAACUAGGGUCUCUAAAUAUAAAUUAGUCACAGUUUAAUCCAGCAAGGGAAUUUUGGAGAUGUUUUACCUAGAGAAGGAUGAGAAUGUGGAACAUGCUACCACACAAUCAGGUUGAGUGGAAUAACACAGAUGCAAUUAAGGGGAAGCUAGAUUAGUACAUGCAGGAGGAAGAAAUAAAAGUAAAUGUUGAUAGGGUUAGAUGGCACAGAUUAAUCAUGAGCUCUGUUAGACUCCAGUUAGACCAAACCGCCUGUUAGUGAGGAAAAUUCAGUGUAAUUCUUUCAUUAGCUGAGGGGAGCUGGGAUGAAUUAUGAAAGCCUCCCAUUGAUCUUAGCUAAUUUAACACAGAAAGUGAACCAACAUCAUGGCCCAAAUAGCUCACUAACCAGUCCUUAUAUAAGUUGAACCAUCAGGUCUGCUUUAACUUUCCUCCUGCUCUGUAAAUGUCAUGCACCAUCACUUCUGCAUACACUCCGGACCACGAGUUUAAAAAGUUGUGUUCCAGGCAUCUCAGUGUUAACCAGCAGGCAGUGUACGAUUGUAUUAAAUGUAGUACAGUUUUCAUUGAUCAUUGCAAUUGAGAUUGAGAUUUUUUUUUAUUUUGUGCACCUUUCAAUUUAGUUAUAUAGUUUGUGUGAGUUUAUUAAUGAUGUCCUGUUCAAGAAAAAUGACACUUCUCACAUUUCUGUCUUGCUGGUGUUGCUUUUUGCAGUAUCACCUUUCUUAGCCCAAUAAAAAUAAUUAUGCCUGUGAGAAAUCGCAAACUUGGACCCAUGACCCACCAUACCAUGUGAAUAGUUACUUGGGCUAUUCAGCUCAAAAGAAUCUCACCAGUUUUGCUCCAUCCAUACAAUACGUACAUAUACAUGAUAUAACACUGUUUAAUGGUCCUUUCUUUUCCAGAAUUCUGUUUCCAUUCAUAGUUACUCUUAGUGUUUGACAUUCCAUUUUCUUAAAGGGUAUAAGGUACUAACAAUUUGUCUAAUUUGUAGUCUUGCUUAUAAACCACAGCCAAGGCCACACUGAAACCUGUUGUUUUUGACAUUCUUGAGUCCUGGCUCCAAAUUUAACCAAUCUGAAUUUUCCCUCCUCUAUGAAAAUAUGUCAAAAGACACCUCCUAAGUAAAGCAAGCAAUGAUUUGAAGUGUAGGCAUUUUGAUAAUCACCUGCAAUCUUCAAAACCAUUAUUUAGUUCUUUGUAAAAUAACAAAAAGCAUAAUUGUUUGAAUAGUAUUGGUCCCGAUAAUGGUGGUGAUUUAAGCAGAUCAAUCUGUGGCCCACCUUUUAAAAAUGUAUUAAAUCUAAUUCAGAGGAAGCCUAUCUUUAACACUGAAUGAUAAAGAUACUGAAGAUUAGUUUCAAAAAUUGGGUUAUUUUGCUGUUCAAAUCAUUCAUUAUUGCAUAAAUGUAACCUUAAAUGUUGCUUGUGUGUCUUCUCACAAUUAUUGUAUUCUCAUUGAACAUGCAGCUCAGUUUUCUAACCAGACUAAAGAGAAUGGAGCCUCAUAGCCAGUAAAAAUGAAUGAAUGAAAGUAUUUUAAUCGGUUUUUUUUGCCGGGGUGUUAUAUUUAUAUUUUUGUACAAUAUUGGGAAAAAAACGGUGUUUGUCACAGAGGUACUUGCCCACAAGGCUCUGGAUCUUAUGCUGAGCAACAUGGUUUGAAAUCGCUAGGAUGUCCCAAGAAACUACAUCAACAAACUUGAUGUGCCAUUUCUACCAUGCCACCUACCUGAACUCACUAAUCCCAACUCUGUUGAAAUAACACAGGAGGAGCUGGUAGGGUUUGUAAUUAUGUAUCCAAUUGUUGCCAAUAUAGCAAACGCAAAUUUUGUUAGACUGAUUUAAUUAUAAGUAUAUUUGAAGUAGAAUGAUUGCUUCAAAUUUCAACAUUCCGUAUCGGUUUUCUGAAUUUUUCUAAAUUACUCUGCCUUCUAACUUUAUUUUACAUUAGUUUUUUUCCCUGCUUUGGAGGCCUAACAGAUGGUGCACGGUCUAGCUUGGGUGAUUGUCCAUGAACACGGCAAAUGCCACUAGCAGUUGAAGCCCAUCGCUAACAAGAAACCUUUACAAACUUCACUUUAUCCGUUAGUUGCCCACCUUUCAGCCCAUCUGUUCUUUGAAGUUUUUCAUUAAAACAAUAUCUCCUGGUUUGCAAUUUCCAACACAAAAUUGAAUUGAACCUCUCCAAUUUUUUACUUCUAAUAUUUUCUUGAGGUAGAAAAUGAGAAUACAAAGUGCAGAGUAUAACUGGGCAUGAUGAUGCAGUCCAAUUUCUUAAUGAUUUCAAAUAAUACUUUAUGAAGUCAGCACAUUAUACGCAAUUAAUACGUGUUCCCUAUGAUCUCUGUCUUCCCCUGUGGUUUUCAAACUUUUCUUUAUCCAGGAUUCUCACAGAAAUACAACUCUUAGAGGCCACCUAUCAUCAAUUCUAAAAAAAACCUUAGCUAUCCAGAUAAAUCUAAGUGCUGAAAUGCUUUAAUACACAAGAACAGAAAACAGAGAAGUCUUAUGAUGUUACACUACCAUCAGUAACCCCUAGGCCUUCAGGACCCCAGUUUGAAAAACCUGUUUCUAGCCAUCUUGUACUAUCUCUGUGGAGAGCUACCCAGGGAUCAAUUAGCUGCAGAACCUGGAAUCCCAAGUGAUCACCAUUCACAGCACCAUUCACUGCAUGAGAAGCUUCCACUCUAUACCAAGAAAGUUUUUGAGUGAAAAUUUGUGCAAUGUUAAAAUACAGAAAUGAGGGAGCAUUAAGAAACCAUGUUAACUGUAGAUACAUUUGCCCAUUUAACCACAGAAAAUGUAGCACAAAAAGAGACCAUUGUAUCAGCUUCUACUAGCUCAAAAUUUUGCAUCUUUCAAACCAGCCAUGGGCACAGUUGGCGAUCCAGAGUUUUAAGGGUUCAUCUCUGCGAUUUGUCUAAUCACUGCCAGUUCAACAAAUGCAGGGAACUUUUGUUUAUUCUAGAACUUCUGUAAAUAUAUUUGAAGCAAAACGGGGCUGCUUCAACUUAAAAAAAAAGUGUACAAAUGCUGUAUCCGUGUAACAUGUGAGGGGGAAUAAGAGAAAAACAUGUUUUCUAUUGUAGAGUCCGGUAGAAAAUAUGUCUUGUCUCUUUCUGUGAGGUAAAAAUCUUGUAAAUUGUAGUUACUGUAGCAGGAAAGAAAAUAUACCCUCCACAUGAAAAAAAAUCUAAUCUGUUCAUGUGGGCUAUUUUUGGUUGAUGGGUAUAUGUAAUCACAGUUAAAAUAUUGUAUGCCAUAUAAGUUAUUUAUAUAAAAUUUUUAUUUUUGUAGUUGUACAGAAGUAGCCCUCUGACUGAAGUAUAUUUUUAAAGAGUAAAUAUAUAUUAUUAUAUUAUAUAUUGUUAAUUGGGUUCAUUACUAAGGUUUAGCGGCACACCUUCUAGUAUACACAUUUGCAGAAUGAAGGAUGUGUACUGAACUGUUACUGUCUGAGUUGUCAUCGUGUUUUGUUAUGGCUCCUUGCAUCCUAUCCAUCCCUGUUAAUUGAGUUGAUCAUUUGGACAUCCAGACGCUGUGACCAAUAAGCCUGCUCCUUGUGAACGUUAUACUGCCAUGUUUAGUCUCCAGCACAAUAGGAGAUUAACUAACACAAUAAAAAUAAAUA
Rhincodon typus (whale shark) is the source of this 9650-nucleotide messenger RNA. It is a transcript of the gene ptch2, whose product is annotated as patched 2. The transcript has 24 exons. Gene Ontology annotation, cellular component: plasma membrane. Bases 312 to 4628 code for a protein of 1438 amino acids. The record is from RefSeq and is a predicted model, not a curated record. Gene Ontology annotation, biological process: smoothened signaling pathway. Gene Ontology annotation, molecular function: hedgehog family protein binding; hedgehog receptor activity; smoothened binding. Lineage: Eukaryota; Metazoa; Chordata; Chondrichthyes; Orectolobiformes; Rhincodontidae.